Messenger RNA from Letharia columbiana, 1296 nucleotides. RefSeq lists its product as uncharacterized. Lineage: Eukaryota; Fungi; Ascomycota; Lecanoromycetes; Lecanorales; Parmeliaceae. The record is from RefSeq and is a predicted model, not a curated record. The coding region runs from base 1 to 1296 and encodes 431 amino acids. The transcript has 3 exons.
AUGAUGGAAUACUUCACCUCCAAGCGAGCUAGAUCCAAGUCACCAGCGCCUCAGACACAGGUUGAGACUCCUGUCCUGAAUGAAGAGGACGAAGCAUUCCUUGCGCGUAUAGAGACUGAGGGUACACCGCCCGAGUUGCCUGCACGUCCUGCUCCACCUUUACCCACUCGUCCCCAAGAUCUUCCCCACGUUGGUGAGACUGAAGGCAACAAUGCUCAAAUCGCACUCUUGGACGGCUCGCAAAACAUAGCUCUACCAGAUGUCCCAGACACCCCAGAUGACGUCCUCACCACCGCCGAACCUGACGAUAUCGACGAAGGAAAUGCGAAAGGAAAGCAAAAGGAGGGCAAGAAAUCCAAGUGGAGCUUCCUACGGAGAGACUCCAGAGAUGUCAAGCGCAAAAACAAAGAAGCUACAGCAACGGACCUGAUGAGCGCGGCAGAGGGCUUAAAAACAGCCGAUGCCCAGCCCAACGAGGAUCACACCGUUUCUGAUACGGAAGAGAAGAAAGAAGAAGAAGAGAUGAGCUCCGUUCUGGAGCAACUAAAUCUGGCAGCAGUCAACAAUCGCGUAUUCUCUGUUUCGAAAGAAUCUCAAGAGCUCCUCCGCAAAUUCACCCUCGUCCUCAAAGACCUUACAAAUGGCGUCCCUACGGCCUAUGGCGACCUUGAAUCCCUUCUCACAAAUUCCGAAGAUCAAAUCCAGCGUACAUACACACACCUCCCACCUUGGCUUCAGAAGCUUGUCGAACAACUCCCGUCAAAGAUGACCAAAACGAUUGGGCCAGAGAUGCUUGCAGCAGCUGCUGAAAAGCAUGGAAUCAACUCUAAGUAUGCCAAUAUGGCUGCUAGUGGUGCGUCCAGGGCAGGAUUGAAGGUCAGGGUACCAAGUCUGAAGGACCUUGUCACCAAACCCGGUGCUGUGGCUGCCAUGCUGAAAACGAUUAUGAACUUUUUGAAGCUCAGAUUUCCCGCCUUUUUGGGCAUGAACGUUCUCUACUCGCUCGCUUUGUUCGUCCUUCUUUUCGUCUUCUGGUACUGCCACAAACGCGGCAAAGAGGUUCGUCUUGAAAAGGAGCGGCUGCUCACAGAAGCGGAAAUCGCUGCUCUGGACGACGACGCGCCCACCACCUCCUCAAAUGCGCCACCAACGACCACCGCCCCGACUGGCGCACCUAUCGAACAGGUAGAGGCGGGGAUGAGAGAGGCUGAGGCAGUGGAGCAGCAGCAGGGGGGGGAGGGGCCAGUCCGCGGAGGAUGGCUCAUUAGCUCAAGAGCUAAGGAGAGAGGAGCGUGA